Molecule: messenger RNA, 3387 nt
Organism: Penaeus indicus
Lineage: Eukaryota; Metazoa; Arthropoda; Malacostraca; Decapoda; Penaeidae
Product: citron Rho-interacting kinase-like
Exons: 9
Coding region: 63-2324 (753 amino acids)
Source: RefSeq, a predicted model, not a curated record
AAGACAGAAUUAAGACUCUGGUGAAUGAGAAUGACUGUUUGGCAUCACGGCUGGAGGAGGUGAUGGGUGUGUCACGCAACUUGAGCGACCAGAUGCAUUCUGCGCGGGAGGAACUUGUUAAGGUUUCGGCAGAGAAGGAGGAUUUGCAGAAGAAAGUUAGAUCACUUGAGGAAGGGAAGGAGGAUAGUUCACUGAGCUUAUCAGAGUCUCUUGGGAGCUCGAGACUCACACAGCGCCUUAAGGAUCGGAUAAGAAGCUUACAGGGAGAAGUUGAAGGGGCGUGGCAAGAGGUCCAUCAGCGCACAAUAGAAAGAGACAAAAUAUCCGCAGAGAGAGAGAGCAUUGAAUACACCGCAAGCAUUAAUCUUAACAGUGCAAGGAAGGAGGUCGAGUCAUUAAGGAGCCAAAUUGCCAUGCACCAGCAAGAUUUUGAAAGGAGGGCUAUUGAGUUAACAAACACAAAGAAUGAACUGGAGAAAAAGUCUUCGGAGCAGAGAAUUCUUCUGGAGGAUUUUGAUGUCCAGAAAAGGAAGCUACAGGAACUGGAGAAGAAACUGGUGGAUGUCGAGAGUUCCUAUCGAGAGUGCCAGGAAAAAUUACAGAUUGAAAUAAGAGAGAGAAAGAGAGCUGAAGAACAACUAGAGGAGACCCUUCAACGUUUGUCUGCAGGGUUGGAGAGUGAGAGAACGAGAUCGAAGGGAGAGAGAUACUGGCAGGAAGCUGUGUCUAGACUAAAAAGCCAGUUGCACCAGGAACAGCUUCGUUCACGUCUUCUGGAAGCGGCUGACCACGAGAACUCAGCACGCAUCCUGGUUUUGCAGCGCAGCGUUCGUGAGACUAUUGAAGCUCAUGAAAUUCUGCAGGCCAAAUACAAGCAGCUUCGUACUGCUUAUCGUGCCAAAAAGACGGACAAGACUCACCGCAGAGAACUUUCAGAGCAGUAUUCACAGCAGGUUAAGGAGCUUGGUAAAACUUCGGCUGCUUUAGAGGACAAUUAUAAGAUGAUGCUGUCGACACUUGGAGAAAGCAUAGGCAUCACAGUGGAGAUCCUGACAUCCCACGUCUUCCUCUCUCCUUGCGUCGUCCACCCGAGCCCUGACAUAAGACUAGAUCUGGAGACUUGGUUUGAAGCUCAGCAAGGGAGGCUCAGAUGGCUACAAACACAACUUCGGAAACUUUGCUUGCAUAAUUGGAAAAUGGCAGAUCUCCCAAAGACUUCCAACUUCAGCAUUGGAAAGAGAACAAAGCCCAUUUCAGGGUCUAGCACAUCAGAAACAUCAGGUGAUUCAAAUAUCCAGGUAAAAAAUGAUGGAAGUUCAGAGAGCAAGUCAGAUUCAAGUUCUGGAUACAAGACAAGGAAAUCGUUAAAAAAGAAUUUGUAUGAUCUGUCCAUCUUGGAUGAAACCAUGUCUGACAGUAGUAUGCCUGGUCAGAAGAAAGUUGGUGCUUCUCCUGCAAUUUCUGCCUCAGGUGCUUCAUCAGGCUUUGCUGCUGUUUCUGAUACAGACAGGAGAAUGGCCAGGCAGGGUUCCCAAGAGGAAAAUGCACAGGACUCUGGCAAUACAUUUGUAUCAUUUUCAUUUGUACAAUCCAAACCUGCAUUCAGUCCACCUAUGAAGCCACUAACUAGUAAUUCUAUGAGCCUCAGUGAAGUGGGUCGAAUCCUCACUGACCAACAGAGGCAGCUCACCCGGGCAAAGUUCCACCAGUACAAAACGCUAGUCUCCAACCUCCAGAGAGACUUGGAAUUCCCUUUUACAUCGUCUCCAAGUGUCCCUUCCUCCAUGAUCACCACACCCGAGAGAAUCAAGGAGCUUUCUUGUUCCACCUUUGGCGAUGAAGAGCACUCGGGAGACGUGGAAAUGACUCUUUCCGACUCGCAAGUGUCGUCGUCAAGAACCCUCUGCUCCCUGUCCCAAAAUGAAGAAUCUGCUUCUUCAAAGCACUCCAAGGAAUCAUCACCUGUGCUGGAAGAAGUUUCACAAACAUCUGGCAGUUUAUCAGGUAUGUCAAAAAGUCCAUACUCCUGGAACAACACCUGCCUGGAAAGGAAUCCCUCCACUUCGCCAUCCUUACGCCCAGAGCUCCUGCAGGAAGACGUGGAGAGCUUCGGCAUGGUAAGAGACAUUGAUCCGUCUAGUGCCAGAGCCAGUGCCAGCGACAGCAAUAGCCUACCUGGAAUAAGGGAUGUAACCAAAGAAAAGCAAGCGUCGGGUGUGGAUGUGGAUAAAGAUCAUGACAGUAUGGAGGAACUGGAUGAAGAGGAGGACAUCAUCAGGAUCUUUGUGGAAAGUGAGGUUGUUGAUGAUGAUGAUUUAGACUGACCUUUACUCUCUCUUUGAGAACAUUAGUAAAGGUUUGUUUGAAGUCUAAAUGACAAGGAAACCAUCUGUUGUGAACAGAUGCAUAGAAGUAUUUAAAUUUAUUUACUGAUUAUCACUUUCAGGAAAUAUUUUUUUGGUAUUUAAUUUUAUGGUCUAUUUAUUGAUGUUCAGAUUAUAUUUAUUAAUUUAAAGAUAACAGAAUUGUCAUGUUCUGUAAUUCCUUGAGUAUUAUAUGCAUUUGUUUCUUGAAGCCAUUGUUUGUUAUUAAGAGGAUUAUAUAGUAUAGAUAAUUAUAUGUUCCUUUUGCACAGCAUUUGUAUUUAUUUGACGAAUCUGAUUAGUCUUUUACGCACAGCCAGUAUAGUAAGUUACAAACAGAAUGUAUUAAAUAGUAUGUAUAGGAAGAAUCUACAUGUUUCUUGACAAUCACAUUGCAUUCAUUAUCAUGUGUAAAAAAUACAAAAAGUAGAUUUAUAUCUUUAGAUUUUUAUGUCUAUGCAUUUUUUCAAAGGUGGAAGUUUGUGAAUUUUAGGUCAUAUUUUAUUUCACCAGACUGUUUAUCAGUAAUUAUAAGUGAUCUGAGAGGGACCUGAAAGCAAGAAAAUCCGUCCAUUUUUGCGAUCCUGUCCAUGGCAAGCUGUGACUACAGAAACUAGUUUGAAAAGCCUCUUAAUAAAAGUGUAGUUUUGUAUGGAUUACAUAUACUGAAAAGCUCAUUCAUUCCAUUGCAGCUAUGCAUUAUGCCAAUAUGUAAUAGUCUUAGAUUUAGCUCAUUUAUAAGAAAAUUUCCCUUUUUAAGAACAUGAGUGUUUGACAAACAAUUGUUAUACCAUAAAUAAUGGUAAUGUUGAUUUUCAAUCAGCAAAUUAAGGGCAUUUAAUCUUUCACUAGAAAGAUAGUUUUAAAAUGUAAGGCUUCCAUCAAUUUGUGGCAUCACAGGUAAUGAAUAACUUCAUCCAAAAAUGAUUUACCAGGGUAACGUGUACAACAUUUUUGUAGUAUUGAUGUCUUAACCCUUAAAGGACACUCCAUCUCAUGAUCUGAUGCAGAAUUUUUUACAUAU